AUGUCAGUACUCGACGCUUUGCAGAUUGGUGUGAUGGACUUUGACAGCAAGCGGCCAAGGCUAGAGUUCCUGGUUAAUACCACUGCGUGGAAUCAUCAGCAAGGGACUAUGUUGCAAUGGCUUGGAUGGUCGAAUUCCAUGAUCAUUUACAAUGACCGCGUCGCAUCCAAUAAGUUCGUUGGUAUAGUGUACGACAUCAUGCAGCGUAGGCAAGUGGCUACAUUGCCGAUGCCUUUUUAUAGCAUCAAUUUCAAUGGUACAGUCGCGGUGUCUUUAAAUUUUGCACGGCUUUACGUUACCCGGCGGGACUAUGGUUACGCUGUGGACAGCCCCACGCAAGAGCUGGAAAGGAACAACACUUGCCCCGAUAAUGAUGGCGUCUGGCUCAUGGAGGGCAUCCAGGACCCUGCUAACGUGAAGCCGCGACUGCUCGUGAGCAUACGCCAAGUGUUUGACUUUGUGGCAAGGUCGGACCUUGUGGACCCCAUCACACGGCAGAAAUAUGCCAGCAGCUUCACAGGUUUGGACACCAAUGCUGUACGGACAGAGUGCCGGCACUGGUUCAACCAUGCACAGUUAAACCGCGAGGGCACAAAGCUGGCGGACGAAGAAUGUGACCGUGUCACGCUUGAUGCAGUCCUCAACGGCUUCUGGACGCCAACAUCACAACGCUGCAGCUUAGAUGUGCAGUUCGCUGGAUGCACUUGA
This is a messenger RNA of Volvox carteri f. nagariensis, 708 nucleotides long. RefSeq lists its product as uncharacterized. NCBI's taxonomy places the organism in Eukaryota, Viridiplantae, Chlorophyta, Chlorophyceae, Chlamydomonadales, Volvocaceae. The record is from RefSeq and is a predicted model, not a curated record. The transcript has 2 exons. Bases 1 to 708 code for a protein of 235 amino acids.